Molecule: messenger RNA, 2015 nt
Organism: Lutzomyia longipalpis
Lineage: Eukaryota; Metazoa; Arthropoda; Insecta; Diptera; Psychodidae
Product: coiled-coil domain-containing protein 25
Exons: 3
Coding region: 128-754 (208 amino acids)
Source: RefSeq, a predicted model, not a curated record
AUCGCGACUUUGGUCCCACCGGGUUUAUUCGCCGUGAAAUUAUUUUUGUGUUUAGUUUUCUGUGAUUUCUCUGCUCUUCCUGAAUUUUCCUCAUCUGUGAACCAGGCGCAUUUACAAUUCACUCAGGAUGGUCUUCUACUUCACCAGCGAUGUUGUCAACCCGCCGGUUACGCUCUUCAUGGGCUUGGACAAGUUUGAGAACGAGGAUCUUAUUAAAUGGGGCUGGCCAGAGGAUGUGUGGUUCCACGUAGAUAAGAUUUCGUCCGCUCAUGUCUAUCUUCGGCUGCAGAAGGGUCAGACAAUUGAUGACAUCCCUUCGGCCGUUAUUGACGAUGCCUGCCAACUCGUGAAAGCCAACAGCAUACAGGGAAAUAAGAUGAACAACAUUGACAUUGUGUACACAAUGUGGGAUAAUCUGAAGAAGACAGCUGGGAUGGAUGUGGGGCACGUGGCUUUCCAUCGAGACAAGGAUGUGCGGAAGAUUCGUGUGGAGAAGCGCAUUAAUGAAAUUGUCAAUCGUCUCAAUAAGACAAAGACCGAAAGGCAUCCAGAUUUCCGGGCGGAACGUGAACAGCGGGAUGCGGAGGAGCGCGAAGAUAAGAAGCAUCAAAUGCAGCUACAGCGGGAACGUGAGAAGGAGGAAAUUCGCCGGAAGAAGGAAGAAAAUGAACUUCGCAGCUAUACGAGUCUCAUGAAAUCCGAAAAUAUGACCUCCAACUACGAUGCCGGCAAUGAUUCCGAUGAAUUCAUGUGAAAGUCAAUCAUAACGCGUCCAGUUAUUAGAGUUGGUAUACCACAACGCGGAUGGGUCAGUCUAUGCGUUGUAAUUUAAUUUGUAAGUAGGAUUAGUAGGCAAAGUUGAUUUUUUUUAUGAAAUUCAUCAAUAUGAAAGAUAAAAAUGCUCAUAUCUGAAGUUCUAUAAGACCUAUAGAAAAUUCUUGACUAGUUUUGGAAAGGUAUUAAAAUAGGCUAUAAAUUGACAUAAAUUUCAAUAAUUUUCAAAGUCACAUCUAGAACAAAAAUGGCGGUUUUUUGUUUCACCAAAACAGUUUUUUGCACUUUUUGUCCUCAAGAAAUGGUUCUAGAGGUUUCUGAUGUUCUAGAAAGUUGUAGAGAAUUGCAAAACCUUUAAUUUAAUACCAAGAUGAGCAAAAUCGGGCAAGCGGUUCAGGAGAUAUGGCUCUUACAACUUUUCAAAUUCAAGAAUUUUUCAAAUGGCUAUAUCUUCUAAACGGCGACAUAGAUUUUCUUCAUUUUCGGACUGGUGAAAGAUAUUGACUUAGGCUACAACAUAUCAAAAUUUAAAAGAAAUCGAUGAUGGGGAUUCGGAGAUAUUGCCCUUUAAAGUUAGGCAAUUUUUGUUUUUGAUUUUAGCGCCUCUUGCGGAUAUUUUUGGAACUAGGAAUGUUUUAGACAGUUGUAGAGCUUCUUGAAACCUUUCAUUUGAUACCAAGACGGUCAAAAUCGGUCAAGCCGUUCUCGAGUUAUAUCGAAAAAACACUUUUUGCUUUAGACCGCCAUAUUUGCUUAACCGCUUGACCGAUUUUCAAGUAUGAGUUAUCGAUGAAAACAUCUCACUGAGCACUACAACAUACUAAAGUUUCAGACCUCUAGCUAUAAGGAAACUGGUUGACAGUAUUUCAAAAUGGCGGAUGGCGGCCAUCUUGGAUUUUGAAAAUGCAAAAAAAUUAAAUUUUACACCCACAUUUCUAUAGAAAACUUCAAACCUGAAGGCUCUAUCUCUCACCGUUCUCGAGAUAUAAGGCAAAGUUUAGAGUCCCGGACGGCAGGACGGCAGGACGGCAGGCCGGCCGGAUCAAAAAUUUUCCACCACCAUUUUCAUAAUGUGGGAUGUCUAAAACGUGCUCAUACCAAGUUUGAGCCCGAUCUGAAGUGGUCGGUUUUUCCGACGAUUACAAUACUUGGUAUGCCACGAUUGUGGUAUACCAACUAAUUAUUCUUUGCAAAAAAUACUUACAUUUAUCAUGCAUAAAUUGAGGAGCUUUUAUAUUUAU